Messenger RNA from Exophiala aquamarina CBS 119918, 852 nucleotides. RefSeq lists its product as uncharacterized. The coding region runs from base 1 to 852 and encodes 283 amino acids. The transcript has a single exon. Lineage: Eukaryota; Fungi; Ascomycota; Eurotiomycetes; Chaetothyriales; Herpotrichiellaceae. The record is from RefSeq and is a predicted model, not a curated record.
AUGGCCGACCUCGCUCGUGAAGAAGCUGACCGUUUCUUCUCUUCCCACGACCACCAUAUUUCUCAUCCUGAAGAUCGUGACGACCGUUCAAGACAUUCUUCUGAAGAUCCAACUGAGCCUGCCUUUGAACCUCAACACUCCGAUCCUGGUACGGACGACGAAGAUAACAUGGCUACCAUCACUGCUACCAGAACCACCUAUCACCUUCCAACCCAAACCCACUUUGCAAACACCGGCCCAAAAGGUGUCAUUGCAGAUGCUCAAUCCUUUGCCCGAGCGAAGCAGACAACCUUUCGACAGCGGAUUGCAAGCUUCGCCAGUAAUCUUACCUCCAGCAAGGCAGGACAAGUGGGUACUAGCAAGGCAAAUAAGAGGAAGACCCUUUCUGGCUCCUCCGCCUCAUCUGAUAGCGAUAGUCUCGCCCUAUCAGACGAUGAAGCAGACUCGGACUUCAUGAAGGCGUGGAGGGCAAAUCGUCUACAAGAGCUAGCCUCCCAAUCACAGUCUCAACAGAACCCGCUUCGGAAACAAUGGCCCAGUCAGCGUAGCUGGGGUACAUUUCUCGAAGUAGAUGCCAAUGGCUAUUUGGACGCGAUAGAGAAAGUUCCGGACGAUACUGUGGUCGUCGUCAUGAUCCACGAUCGUACUUCUGCUGCUAGUGAUCAAGUCGAAGAAGAGCUUGGUGUACUGGCAUGCAAGUACAACACCACCCGCUUUAUACGGUUACAUCAUGAGGUCGCAGAGAUGGAAUCGGUCGAUAUUCCAGCUGUUCUAGCCUACAAGGCUGGCGAUGUCAUUGCCACAAUCUCCGGUGCCAAAGCUGAGGGAUUAGAAGGUGUUCUCCUACAGUAA